Messenger RNA from Phytophthora sojae, 276 nucleotides. RefSeq lists its product as hypothetical. The transcript has a single exon. The record is from RefSeq and is a predicted model, not a curated record. Lineage: Eukaryota; Oomycota; Peronosporomycetes; Peronosporales; Peronosporaceae. The annotation marks the transcript as partial.
AGCUUUCACUGGCCAGGAAUGGUGCAGCUCGGCGAAAAAAAGUUUAUCAAGUACUUCCUUUUGAUGUACCCUUCGUCGACUAUUCAGAGCACACUUCAACACACCAAUGCAAAAUUAAUUGCUUGCAGACAGCGUGCUAUUGCAGAAGGAGAUUUUUUCAGGUUUUUAGGAGUCCGAUUGGCAAUGGCUGUGGAGCCAAGACACGGUUCGCUGAGAACUUACUGGGAAAAGGAAGUCACAGAGGGCUUUGUUGGAACUGCUGCAAAUUUUGGCGAG